Athalia rosae (coleseed sawfly) is the source of this 993-nucleotide messenger RNA. Its product is annotated as protein obstructor-E-like. Gene Ontology annotation, molecular function: chitin binding. The coding region runs from base 142 to 840 and encodes 232 amino acids. The transcript is spliced from 5 exons. Gene Ontology annotation, cellular component: extracellular region. The record is from RefSeq and is a predicted model, not a curated record. NCBI's taxonomy places the organism in Eukaryota, Metazoa, Arthropoda, Insecta, Hymenoptera, Athaliidae.
UGCAGUCUCUCGCGUCGAGAGGCCUUUCCAAAGAGCUCCAAAAAAAAUUCAAUUUUCACACGAAGUAAUUAGUCAUUAUACCAUCUAAGUUUUCUCGCCAAAAAAAAAAAAAAAAAACAAAAAAUUUCAAAGGAAAUCAUCAUGGCCAAAGUGUGUCUCGUGGUCGUACUGGCUCUGGCCGCAGUCGUAUCUGGAGCAUUCAAGUGUCCGAAAGACAACGGAGAGUUCGAAGAUCCCGAUCAAUGCGACCUGUACUACAAAUGCGUCGACGGAGUUGCCACCGAAAAGCUCUGCCCAGAUGGUCUGGUCUUCGAUCCGUUCAAUCGGAAGAUCAACAAGUGCGACCACGUCUUCAACGUAGAUUGCGAAGAUCGUCUUGCACUUCAGCCUCCUCAGCCAUCGCCAAACUGCCCGAGACGCAACGGAUUCUUCCCUCAUCCAGACCCUUCGGUUUGCGAUGUGUUUUACAAUUGUAUCGAGGGCGAGGCAACGAAAAAUAUUUGCACAGUCGGACUACACUUCCACCCUGAACAAGGAAUCUGCGUUUGGCCCGACAGCGCCGGUCGCAAGGGUUGCAGAAAAGUAGGUGACAAAUUGGAAGAUGGAUUCGAGUGCCCGAAGGAAGUACAAAUCGAUGAUCGCGACAUGCCCGUCGAUCAUCCGAAAUACGCUCACCCCGACGAUUGCCAGAAGUUUUACAUUUGCUUGAGCGGCGUAACUCCCCGCGUUCAAGGCUGCAGCGAAGGCACCGUCUACAACGAAGAAACACAAAAAUGCGACGAUCCGAAGAACGUCCCCGGGUGCGAGCAUUGGUACAAGGAGGAAGAGCAAAAGAGCUGAAGAGAUCUGUGAACAUUUCCUGUCCCGCAUCGGGAUCUCCAAAACCACCUUAACACGUUCACGAUUACUCUAUUCGAUUAGAACACUAUUUAGGUCUUAAUACAUAUUUUAUAAAUGUCCUUCAAUAAAUGAUGAUUCGUUUUUAAAGAAAAA